Messenger RNA from Pangasianodon hypophthalmus (striped catfish), 2260 nucleotides. It is a transcript of the gene mul1, whose product is annotated as mitochondrial E3 ubiquitin protein ligase 1b. Gene Ontology annotation, molecular function: ubiquitin-protein transferase activity. The record is from RefSeq and is a predicted model, not a curated record. The transcript is spliced from 5 exons. The coding region runs from base 279 to 1325 and encodes 348 amino acids. Gene Ontology annotation, cellular component: mitochondrion. Lineage: Eukaryota; Metazoa; Chordata; Actinopteri; Siluriformes; Pangasiidae. Gene Ontology annotation, biological process: protein ubiquitination; organelle organization.
UUUGAAUUGGGAGUGAACCAGGGUCGACGCUGACCCAGGGUCGAAGUCACUACAGAUAGAGAGUUGUUGACAUUAAUUUUUUUGGUCAUUAUAAGUGUUUUGGUUUAAAAAAAAAAAAUAGAAAUAGGAAUUCUACAUAAAUGUCGUUAGUAUUUAUCUGUGUAGACAUGAGGUUUGUUUAAACGAUAAAAACAGUGCAAAAGAAAUGUUAGUCUAGCAUUCAGUUAGCCAGCUAAGAAGACAAGCUAACAAGCUAGCUGAAGUUAUUAGAAUAAAAAAUGGACUCGAAUGGCAAACCUUCCACAAGCCAGAUUUUGCUCUUGGCCACCAGUUCAGCUCUCACUGCUCUCCUUUACUCGGUGUACAGGAAGAAGGCCAGCAGUGCUGCCAGAUUGAGAGAAGCCAAGAAAAUAUCAUUAGAUCAAGAUCUGCAGAGCAUCCUUGCUGAAGCUCCAGGCAAAUGUAUACCAUACGCUGUUAUUGAAGGGGUUGUUCGGUCUGUUAAAGAAACCUUGAACAGUCAGUUUGUGGACAGCUGCCGAGGUGUGAUCGCCAGACUGACACUAAAGGAGAAGAAGAUGGUGUGGAAUCGGACCACUCAUAUCUGGAACGACUAUGAAAAGGUCAUCCACCAGCGCACCAACACUGUACCCUUUGACCUCGCGUCACACGAUGACACCAUCACAGCCACUGUGCGCGUGAUCCGCCCCCUGGACGCCGAGCUGGACCUGGACAAGACGUACGAGAACUUCCACCCAGCCACGAGCUCCUUCACCAGCAUCGUGGGUCACUUCCUGAGCGGCGAGCGGCCACAGGGCGUGACGGAAAUGGAGGAGAUGCUGCGGCUGGGCACAAGCAUCACCGGCGUGGGCGAGCUGGUGAUGGACGGCGGAUUGGUGCGUCUGCAGCCACCCAAACAAGGAUUGCGCUACUUCCUGAGCAGCCUGGACUACGAAACGCUGCUGGAGAGCCACAAGAGCAGCGCGAGGUUCUGGAGAGUUCUAACGGCACUCAUGGGUCUGGCAGCGUGCGCUACACUGGUGUACGUGCUGUGGAGGCGCUACACCUGGCACAGGGAGAAGAAGAAGGAGCGUGAGAUGAUGGAGGAGUUUGAAGAGCAGAGGAGGAGGAGGACGGACGGGGAAGAGGAGGCCGUGCAGCUUGGAGCUUGUGUCGUGUGCCUGAGCCACCAGCGCUCGUGUGUUUUUCUCGAGUGUGGCCACGUGUGCACGUGCUGGCAGUGUUACCGCUCGCUGCCUGUGCCAAAGAAGUGCCCCAUGUGCAGGUCUACUAUAGACCGGGUGGUGCCUCUGUACAACAGCUAAUCACCUCUCAGAAGAGAAAACCCAGAGGCUUAGAUUGUGUAGUUUUUUUGUGAAAAUAUUUAAAUUUUCCAGCAUGGUGGUAGGUGCUAUACCGAAUCUGGGUGAAAAUCCAAAACGUUUAUUUAGCCUUCUGAACACCAAAUGUGACAUGCGAUCUGCUUAACAUAUAAGUAAAUAUAUAUAAAUAUAGAGCUGAUGAUUAAACAAUAAAUAAAUAUAUUGUGAUAAAUAGUAGAGCAAAAUACCUCGAUAAUGGUUGUGGCAAAAAUCAGGAAAUAUUUGUUUAUGAACUUUCUUUCACAUAAAUUGUUGUGAUGUUAUAUUAUACUGUAUGAUGGAUUAAUGAGCAGCAGGCGGUUCUAACUGGUUUCAGAGCGGUGUUAGAACAAGUGUUCCUGCUCUCAGGGCUGCUCUGAUUGGCUGCUGGCAGCCAGAGAGAGAGAGAGAGGGAGAGGGAGAGGGAGGAUGAAAAUUGAACAAUAUGAAAUUUUCAGGUUGAUUAACAUCAGCUCUGUUACCAAAAUGGACUUUCCAAAUGGAAUAAAAGCACUCACAUUUAUUAUACUACAACAGCACUUCCUUUAUAAAGAGGAGAAAAGCCUGUGGACUGUUUUGCUUGACCACUGAAAGUGAUUUAUAGCUGUGUGAAGACAUUGUGGUCUCAUGGGUGUUGGGUGAAUUUUAAGAUUUGGCAGAUGAAAAGUUUCAUGGGUGAAAAGUUUGACACAACACGCUUUAUGCACAAUAUACAUGUUAAACAGAUAUAGGUUGUUUUGUUUUUUUUUUGUUCAAGGGCUUUAAAAUGAUGCUUGAAUUCUUUUCCUUAAAAAAAAAAACAAGUAUUACUUGUCAUAAAAGGCUUCAAUAAAGUUUUCUUCCGAUAUAUCACAAAAAAUAUCAAAAAAUAUCACAAAAAAUAAAAUGUGAUUUCAGAA